UAUUCACCCCAUUAAUUUGUGUUUAUUAUGGUUAUUUAAUUUCGCAUUAUUGUCUAUUACAAAUCCAGAAUCGCAUAUUAAAUUUGAGAAGAUCCAUUCACAUCAUAAUGGCAACUUUCUAAAAAUCAAGAAUCCGAAUUUAAAAUUUUCACCAAAUCGACUGUAUCUCCAUCUUUUGAUUUUUGGGAAUGGGCAGUGUCUCCAUCUACCAUAUUGAAUUAUAGCCAAUUUCUGAGCGUCCUCCUCCAGAAACACCAGUGCAUAAAUACCAAAACUCGUUCAGACGUGAAAAACGCCAUGGCUACCAUACUCGAAACAUGUCGAGUUCCAGCUCCAUCAGGCGCCGCCGCUGAGUUAUCGGUGCCUCUUACUUUCUUCGACAUCCCUUGGCUGCAUUUCCCGCAUCCGAUUCGUCGCCUUCUCUUCUACGACUACCCUUGUUCUAAGCCCCAUUUCUUGGAGACCAUUGCUCCAAAACUCAAAGAAUCUCUUUCCUCCACUCUCGGCCACUACCUCCCAGUAGCAGGCGAUUUGAUCUUCCCGUUGAACUCUGAGAAAAAGGCCGAAAUUCGGUACGUUGCCGGGGACUCAGUAGUUUCGCUGACAAUCGCCGAGUCUGGUAGUGAUUUCGAUGAUCUUAUUGGAAACCAUGCGCGUGAUGCUGAUCAGUUCUACGAGUUUGUGCCCGAUAUAGAUCCUGUAAAAGAUGAAUCCGAGUACCAAAGGGUUCCUGUUAUGGCCCUGAAAGUGACUUUGUUUCCGGGUCGUGGUAUAUGCGUUGGGUUCGCCAAUCUUCAUUGUCUUGGUGAUGCGAGUUCGCUUGUCGGUUUUAUUCAAGCAUGGGCUUCGAUCAACAAACUCGGGGGAGAUGAGGAAUUUCUAACCAAACAAGGUGAAUCUUUGCCGAUUUUCGACAGAUCUGUCAUUAAAGACCCGCUUGGAGUUGAUACCAUCUUCUGGAAAAUAAUAAAAGAGGUUCCUUUGAAAUCAUCGUCUUUUCCAUUGCCCACCAAUCGAGUCCGAGCGACAUAUAUUCUCCACGACACUGAUAUAGAAAAGCUCAAGUAUUUGGUUUGGGCAAAGAAACCAGGUCUCAGUCAAGUCUCUUCUUUCGUCGUCACGGUGUCCUAUGUCUGGACUUGCUUGGUGAAAUCUGGGGAGCAAGUUGAUGAUGAUGUGCUGGAAUACUUUAUUUUCGCGGCGGAUAUACGGGAACGGAUUGAUCCACCAGUUCCUGCCAAUUACUUCGGUAACUGCUUGGGUUAUGGGGCCGCCAGAAUCGAGCAUAAACAACUUGUCGGGGAACAAGGGUUUGUGAUGGCUGUAGAGGCUAUCGCCGACCAAAUCAAGAAUAGGGUAAACAAGAAGGAUGAAGUGUUAAAAGGUGCUGAGAAUUGGCUAUCAAAGAUUAAGAAAAUGACUGGGAUAAGGUCAGUGGGGGUGUCUGGAUCCCCAAAAUUCGACUUGUCAACUGUGGAUUUUGGAUGGGGAAGGGCAAGAAAGCUGGAAGUCGUGUCCAUUGAUGGAGAGAAGCAUUCCAUAUCUUUGUGCAAGUCAAGGGAUUCAGAGGGAGGAUUGGAGGUUGGGAUGUCUUUGCCGAGGACACGAAUGGAAGCUUUCGCAGCUAUCUUUGAUGACGGAUUAAGGUUCUGAUAGUGCAUGUCAUGUUCGUACAAAGUACUGUGGUCUGACAAUUCAACUCUGUUUUCAUUUAUAAUUAUCUGCUUUUGAUUGUUGUCUGCCUGCAUGCUUUCAUUUGAAUUAAGAAACAAAGAAA
Sesamum indicum (sesame) is the source of this 1777-nucleotide messenger RNA. RefSeq names its product malonyl-coenzyme:anthocyanin 5-O-glucoside-6'''-O-malonyltransferase-like. Lineage: Eukaryota; Viridiplantae; Streptophyta; Magnoliopsida; Lamiales; Pedaliaceae. The record is from RefSeq and is a predicted model, not a curated record.